AACCGAAAGAAAAAAAAUCUAAAAAUAAAAAUCAGUCUUCAUCUUCUUUCUCUCUCAUCAUCGUACAAACUCGAAACUGCAAAGUACAAACCCUAGUUGAAAGAAAGAAAGAAAGAAAGAAAACCCACCUCUUUCGAUAAUAUCCCCCAAAUUUUCCGAAUCCCUAACCCUAGAUUUCAAUAUCAUCCCAAAACCCUACAUAUUUUCAUUUGUUAACGAAUUCAAUCAUAUUUUAUUUUACUUUAUUUGUGGAAGAUCAAACGAAAAAUGCAAUCGGAUUCAAAAUUCAGGUCGUAGCAGAUCGAAUGAUGGUAACCCUAGCGAAAACUGCCGAUUGUAUGGGAAAACAAACAUGCCGGAGCUUCAAAUAGGGGUAAAACGACGUCGUGCUUCAGUAAAGAAUCAGAAAUCUGACCAUUUGGUUGGGAAUUACAUUCGAACACGCGCCGCUGUUGCAAAAGAGACGGCGAAGGCGGCGGAAGCUGGGAAGAAAGUUGUUGAGGAGGGGAAGAAGAUAAUUGGUGGGGAUCCUCCUAGAACCAGGUUAGCUGUGAAGAAGGAGCAACAAAAGGAAACACCACCAAAGAUAAUUAAUACUAGUAAUAAGAAGAAGGUUAUUACUCCUAGUAAAGUUCCGGUGAUUGUGGUCUCCGAGAAAGAAACUCAGUCAAAAGAGAGAGAAUCAGAGGCAGUAGAAGAGGAAGAGGAAUUAGAGGAGGAAGAGGAAGAAGAAUUAGAGGAGGAAGAGGAGGAAGAAUUAGAAUUAGAAUCAGAAGAGGAAGAAGAAAUGUUGGGCGAUGAUAGUGGUGGGUUAAGUGCCAAUAAUAAGGGUACUGGCCAAGAUGAUGAUGGGAAUAAAUCCCCUUUUCCUGAAAGGGUUCAAGUGGGUGGUUCCCCUUUAUAUAAGGUGGAACGGAAACUCGGGAAAGGUGGGUUUGGUCAGGUGUUUGUGGGGCGGCGGGUUAACGAACGUGCCACCGGUGUGGGGGCUUUGGAGGUGGCUUUGAAGUUUGAGCAUAAGAACAGCAAAGGUUGUAAUUAUGGCCCCCCAUACGAGUGGCAAGUUUACAAUACCCUGGGUGGUAGCCAUGGAGUGCCUAAGGUGCACUAUAAAGGGAAGCAAGGAGAGUAUUAUGUAAUGGUCAUGGACAUGCUUGGACCUAGCUUAUGGGAUGUGUGGAAUACUUCUGGGCAGUCGAUGUCAGUUGAAAUGGUUGCCUGUAUAGCAGUUGAGUCCUUGUCAAUUCUUGAGAAGAUGCAUACUAAAGGUUAUGUGCAUGGAGACGUGAAGCCAGAAAACUUUUUGCUUGGCCAGCCUUCUACCGCACAGGAGAAAAAAUUGUUUCUUGUUGACCUUGGACUAGCAACAAAAUGGAGGGAUACUUCUAGUGGGCAGCAUGUUGAAUAUGAUCAGCGUCCUGAUAUGUUCAGGGGAACAGUUCGAUAUGCAAGUGUCCAUGCCCACCUCGGUAGAACAGCCAGCAGAAGAGAUGACUUGGAAUCUCUUGCAUAUACACUUAUAUUUCUUCUGAAGGGAAGGCUACCUUGGCAAGGUUAUCAGGGUGAUAACAAAUCAUUUCUUGUGUGCAAAAAGAAGAUGGGAACGUCACCUGAAGUUUUGUGUUGCUUUUGUCCCGCGCCACUUAAAAAUUUCGUUGAAAUAGUUGUGAAUAUGAAAUUUGAUGAAGAGCCCAACUAUUCUAAGCUGAUAUCAUUGUUUGAUGGGUUGAUUGGACCAAACCCAUCCAUAAGGCCUAUUAACACCGAUGGUGCUCAGAAGGUUGGUCAAAAACGUGGAAGGCUCAAUGUUGAUGAAGAUGAUGAUGGGCAACCCAAGAAGAAGGUCCGCAUGGGUGUUCCAGCUACUCAAUGGAUUUCAGUUUAUAACGCUCGGUCACCUAUGAAGCAGAGGUACCAUUAUAAUGUUGCUGAUGCUCGAUUGGCACAGCAUGUGGAGAGAGGUAACGCUGAUGGCUUGCUUAUAAGCUCUGUGUCAUCAUGUUCCAAUCUGUGGGCAUUGAUUAUGGAUGCGGGCACUGGCUUUACUAAUCAAAUUUAUGAGUUAUCAACUCAAUUUUUGCACAAGGAGUGGAUCAUGGAACAAUGGGAGAAGAAUUAUUACAUCAGUUCUGUUGCUGGUGCUACGAAUGGUAGCUCCCUUGUGGUCAUGUCCAAAGGCACUCAAUACACGCAGCAAUCUUACAAAGUAAGUGAUGCUUUCCCCUUCAAGUGGAUAAAUAAGAAAUGGAGAGAAGGAUUUCAUGUCACCUCAAUGGCUACUGCUGGAACAAGAUGGGGUGUUGUCAUGUCCCGUAAUGCUGGUUUUAGUGAUCAGGUUGUGGAGCUAGAUUUUUUGUACCCAAGUGAAGGCAUUCACAAGCGCUGGGACAGUGGUUAUCGAAUAACAUCGACAGCUGCUAAUAUUGAUCAAUCUGCACUUGUUUUGAGUGUGCCAAAGCGCAGGCCAGGUGAUGAAACUCAAGAAACAUUGAGGACCUCCCAAUUUCCAAGCACACACGUUAAGGAUAAAUGGGCAAAGAAUCUGUAUCUUGCAUGCCUAUGUUAUGGAAGAACCGUGUCAUGAUAUCCUUGUAAGUAGCGAGAGUUGUAACAGAAAAUAUGAACGAAAAACAGAAUAUGGGCCCUUCUCAUCAGUCGAUCGUUAUGUUAUGUAAGGGAUGGAAUUUGGCAGCCAAAGUUGGGGAACUUUCUUUCCUACGCAAGUACGUGUGAAAAACAGAUCCCUGUAAUGUUGUAUUGCUAUUUGUCACCACUGGUGGCCUCCUUUGUCAAUUAUUACUAUCGAUAAAGUGGUGCUAUUUAUGUUCAUUCCGUUCCCCUAUGUGCCUGUUUUACAAUUAUGCUAAUGGUUGAUUGAUGUAGUUAUGUAGCUCAUUCAACAAUGACUUUAUUCUUAUAAAAUGCAAAGAACACCA
Spinacia oleracea (spinach) is the source of this 2936-nucleotide messenger RNA. Its product is annotated as casein kinase 1-like protein HD16. Lineage: Eukaryota; Viridiplantae; Streptophyta; Magnoliopsida; Caryophyllales; Amaranthaceae. The coding region runs from base 353 to 2584 and encodes 743 amino acids. Gene Ontology annotation, biological process: protein phosphorylation. The record is from RefSeq and is a predicted model, not a curated record. The transcript is spliced from 16 exons. Gene Ontology annotation, molecular function: ATP binding; protein kinase activity.